Molecule: messenger RNA, 8205 nt
Organism: Lineus longissimus
Lineage: Eukaryota; Metazoa; Nemertea; Pilidiophora; Heteronemertea; Lineidae
Product: pre-mRNA splicing regulator USH1G-like
Exons: 3
Coding region: 128-1867 (579 amino acids)
Molecular function (GO): protein binding
Source: RefSeq, a predicted model, not a curated record
UUCCAUAACAACAGGAAUUACUCGGUCAAUGGCAACGGACAUUUAUCACAAUUAACUACGAAGUGUGGUAAACUAAGGAAUUAAUUAGAAUGCGCAAGAGGGUGUUGGAUCUACUAAUUAGGGAACUAUGGGUUGGAUGACACACAAGUUUCCCUCCAACACAAUGUACCGCUAUAAAGUUAAUACUGACAAUGAUGCCACUGAUUCGUGGAAGAGACGUGUGGAUUUACACAAAAUACAAGAGUUUAUCAGGAAUCAGCGGAUAAAAUCAAGGCCAAAAUUCGAUUGGGAAAAGUGCGUAACUGGACGAUUGAGGAUGGCUGACAGGUUUCACCGUGCGGCCAGGGAUGGAUAUUUGGACCUUCUGCGUGAGGCGACUCGCAAAGACUGCGACAAACCUGACGAAGACGGCAUGACACCGACAGCGUGGGCUGCUUAUCACGGAAACUUGGAUGCUUUGAGACUUAUCGUGGCAAGAGGAGGCAACCCUGACAAGGCUGAUUAUGUUGGCAAUACUGCCCUACACUGUGCAGCGGGCAACGGACACAUGAACUGCGUCACAUUCCUCGUCAAUUUUGGUGCCAACAUCUGGGCGUUAGACAACGACUUCCACACUCCUCUAGAUAUCGCUGCGAUAAAUGAACACAUGGAGAUCGUGAGGUAUUUAGACACGGUUGUGGCAAAACAGUCGGCGCUUAACAAACGAGUUGUGAGAAAAUUAAAGGAGAAGGCAAUAUUAGAGGCACAGAAACGUGUAAAACUUUACAUGAAAAUGCAGGAUAAGGCUCAGAAAAGAGCUAUGAAGGAAGAUCAAAAGAUCAAAAAGAUGGACCAACGAUUAGAAACAACGACAAUGUCGCCAAGUGUGUCAAGUUCUGGGACGUCAUUGGGGAAGAGUCCUCAUAGAAACAGUUUACCUUCGCUACAUGUGAACACUAACGAAAGUACCAACACUUUGACUAAACCUGGGCGGACUUCAUCUGUGUACAGUCAAUCACGACCGUAUUCUGACCAUUUUGCCCCAAGUUCUAGUAAUAAGCGUACUAGUGGCAUGAUAAUGAAAAAGAUACAAAAGAAGAAGAGCGAUGGUAGUGAGUUUAAAGUUAGUGAGAGUGAUAGACGGUCUGUGCGGUCAUUAAAGGGUCUUCAACGUGGUACUGAGGUUCUGUAUGUGAAAGAAAAUGGUGUUCAGAGCGAUCUCUUUGAUGCAAAAAGUGCUAUUUCAAAGGCACAUAGUGAGCCAGAUUUUCAGUAUUCAAAUGGCGAUUCUGGGAUUGCUAGCUAUGACUCUCAGCCGCAUGAAUCUGCUAGUCUAUUUGAACGACCCGGUCUAGGUUCCAUCGCAUUUUUUACCCGCCAUAAUCUUCUCGCGACUGGUGCUAUGAUGUCACUGCCUCAUACUGCUGAUGAAGAAGACACUGUUGACAGUGGCAAGGGCCUUUCUCCGUCCUCGACUGGGGAAAAAACUAAUAAUUUAUACCAACGGAACCAAAGUCGUCACCAGGUGAACGGGCAUGGUCCUCGACGGAGAAAUAGUCUUACGGAUAGCAUCGGAACUUUAGGUAGCUUGGCUCAUCGCAUGAAAGAAUUACCUUGGGAUGAGGAUGAAGUGGAAAGUCUCGAUGAUGAUGCUGAGGUGAAUGAAUCGUCACCAAUCGAAUUGUUUUUGGCAUCGUAUGGCCUUACAGAGUUUAUAUCGGUGUUUACGAAGGAGAAGAUAGACUUGCAAGCACUGUUAUUAUGUUCAGACAGUGAUUUGAAAGACAUAGGUGUGCCACUUGGACCUCGACGGAAGAUUCUUGAUGCUGCACAAAAGCGUAAAUUUAUGCUCAAGUCACCAGACGUGAUUCAAGAUUCAUACCUCUAACAUUGGGCAUGAUGGGAGCUAUGUUUUGUAAAGUUUCAAAUGACAGCCACCGACUAUUACGGUAUGAAUGAAAGCGUCAAUAUUUUGUCGAAGUGACGAUCGUCAAGACAUUCUCCAAUAUGGCUAAGAAAAUGGCUAUAAAAAUGGUGUCUGAUCAGCAAUCUUCUGAUGAGUCUUCACUACACUAAAUUAGAGGGGUUGUGCAAGUUACUGCUGGUUGUCACUCACGCAAAGUUACAUAGUUCCUGUAUGUGUAGGUAUAUAGAGGUUCUGGAAUGCAUCAGAGAAGUUUUCCCAAGUAAUCUACCACCUUAAGUUGGAGGUGACACGGUGAGUGACUUUCCAGUCAUUACUAGGUCACAUCAUGUCAAACCAUUUGGCGGCAGUGAUGUCAUCCUUAUGCAUAAAGCAGUGUACAUGUAUAUAGCGAGUUCAUGCUCUCAGUGACCCUGCUGUUUGUGUCUAGUCCUUUAGAGUCAAUUUUAAUAUCUAGCAAUGCUUUUGAUUUCAGUCAUUAGCGGGCAGUGCAAUAGAUGGUACCUAGAAGUCCUUUUUCCUAAAAAUAGUGCUUACUCGGUGCACGCACACAUUCAAAUGUUGUGUAGCCUACACUUUUCUAUCUGUUGCAUCCUCCGCACAGGAACCGUAUCUGACUUUAGAUUUGUGACAGUCAGCAGUAACACGCAGUAAUGUGGCCCACGAAUUAUGGGUUAUGGUUCACACACAGUGUAGAUUUCACGUUUGCGAUCCUUUUGGUUCUCUAUGAUCUGGUUACAGCAUAACCUCUCCUCUCCAUUCAACAUCUGUUUGCUUUCUGUGAUGCAUGAUGUGAUACAUAUUCUCUAGUCCACUAAGUGUCCAAGUCACAGGUUUUGGUUCAAAUACAACUGAAAUCAAUUUGUCCUUAUUACUGAAAGACCGUUCCGUUCAAGAAAUGUUCCACUCCGUCUUGAAAAACUUUUACUGCCAUUUUUGUGGUUAACAGAAAAAGUACAUUUUACUCCAAACACUACACCUGUUCUGAAGGGCCGGAAACACAAACAUGCAUUGAUUGGCAAAACCUGGCCAAUUUGUUUCUAAGUUAUUCAGCACCAUCAUCCAGAGAGUCGCUAACUAUAAUAUUCUGACAGCAGUUGCAACACAAAAAGGUCUUGAAACUCCCUUUUUAAGAAUAUGUCAAGGUUCUGAACUUACAAACAAAUGUAUUUACAAAACCUGAUUGCAAACGUUUUUUAUGCAUUCUUAACAGAGCAUUCAUAGCAUGCCUACUUGGAUUCAUAAAGCACUUAUUAAAGAAGUAUUCUACCAGUGAUGGGUGAAAUCAGUCAACCAGGGAACAUAAGAUAAGCAUUCUCUGUCUAGUUAAUCAUUGGGAAUGAAGAGUUGUAAACUUCUUUUCAAUAUCGUGUCAACCAAAUCACUUAACCUUUUGCUAGCAGCAAAGUUUUAGGCUUUUGAUAUCUGAAUAUGUUUAGGAAUACCGGAGUACAAGUAUCUGGGACACUUUCCAAUUAUAUUGUUACAAACAUGUCUUUCUAUAGUUACUGCCAAUGAUAACCACCAAAAUCAUUUCGCCAAUCAUUCCACCUACGCUUGUAAUAAUUCAUGAACUAUCCAUCUCAAAACCACCUGCAGGUCCAAUAACAACCAUUUAGGUAGGUGUGGCACUCUAAAAUUCAAGUUAGGCCUACUUCAUAUAAGCGCGACAUUUGUCAUAUGCAAAAUCAAAGCAUUUGUGAAAUGUAUGGUUGUGCCCAGGCCGUUGCCAUUCCCAAAUUCCUGGUAUCGUUGUUAUGUCUGGAAACAUUCCAAUUACUACACAUUGUAUAUGCGUUGUCGUGAGAUAUAUUGACUUCAUGUCACCUGGCUAUUGUUUUAUGCAUGUGGAAUCCUAUGGCUGUGUAUGCACAUAGAGCACAGCUUUUGGGCAAUACAUCAUUUGGUGGAUUUUAAAACAAAUGCACCUAUUUAAAAAAAAUCGAUUAGGGCCAACAGCAGACUCACAGAAAAUGUAAAUUGUGAAGGUGCUACCUUCUUUUCCAUUUGAAAGUAUGUUAUCACUAACGGAGAAUGGGACAGUCUUUGGUUGACUGGGCGUUUACUUCUAGUCGCUUGACCUCUUCCUAAGCUUAUAAAUAUUGAAAAACACAGCUUUUCAUGUUGUGUUAGAGAGCUGGCUUGUAGGGAGUUCAUACGAUUAUGAAAGUUGGUCCCCUCUACAGCAAUAUCUUGUCAACCAGUUAACAGUUUAAGAGCUUCUUUCACUGCCAUGCGGGUCUCAAAUAUGACUGGUCUGAUCACUUUUGAUAGUCUAUGCACAAUAUAUAUCGUUAGUCGAUUAGUACCUAAUUCUUGCAAUAGGUCUGUUUCAUUUUUUGGUAUCCAUCACCAUUUUGAAGUAUCUUUGGGCAGAUUUUCCCCUCAGUGUCAUCUGAUAUACAUGUAACCAGCAGUAUUGGGAUUUAUCUUCAAAUUGUUUGUCUGGAAUAAUUGAAUGAUAUUGAUUUUGAAAGUAGAUUACUGGAGGAAUGGAAUGGAUGACGAAACCAGUGAAGAAAUUGAGAUAUCACAAAUUUCAGUGGAUGCUUGCAAAUAUGGUGCAGUCAUGCAUUGUCAAAUUGACUGGAAAUGCAUAGGGAUGACAAUGACUGUGUAUGGUGCAGUCAUACCCUGUCAAAUGGUCUUAAAAUGCAUAGGAAAACUACAGUGGUCUUGUUUCAUUUAGGCCUACAAGUCAUUUGAUGUACACACCUUAUGUACUGCCAUUAACAUCUUCUUUGGUGGAUCACAGCAAAGCUGUGAAAACCAAUAAUUUUUUGUCUUGGAUCACAGUGGGUUUUUCCUUCGGGUGUUAAAAACAUUGAAUAAUGGAUAGCUACUCUGUGCAAUGCACAACAUUGAAACUGGUUUCAACAAUGCAGGUUUAGCAGCUUCAGCUCAUAUCAAAUGCCAAAGGGCUUUUGCUAUGGAAACACAAGCAUGUGGUCAUUUGAUAUUUUGAAAUCUUUAGUUCCAUUACGAAAGGCAGACAAAUUGUGACAUAGUCAAAGACAUAGUCAUUUUCAAGAGUUUGUACUUUUUCUUCUUCAUUUUCAUCCGGCACCAUUUAAUUGACAAAUGUGUAUUGUACAUAUAUUAUAUAUGUUAAUAUGUAAAUACUAUAAUCUGCAGGUGGCAUGGAUGCAUUCAAAAAAGAAACAUUCCAAUUUGUACUGAAUUAUUUACAGAAUAAAUUAUUCACAUAUAAAUUCUUAGAAAUGUUAAUUAUCAGAAGUAGGAUCAUUCAGCAACAUGACCGUAUAGAAGAAUGCGAAAAGAUUGAAUCUGGUACCAAUCACGUCUAGGAAUUCCUUUAUCAGGCUAACUUAGAUGGUACAUCCAUCACUACUAUCCGUCAUAAAACAUUGUCAUUUGUCUCAAGUUUCAAAAGGAUUAGAAGACAAGUCAUACUGAUGCUUCACAGGUGUAGUCCAUUAACACAGAAUCCAUCGAUGUGUUGUAAAAAUAUUACCACUUGCGUCAAAUAGAUCGAGUGACGAAAUAUGUGAAAUUUUACUAAUUCGCCACUCGUACAGUUCAUUUGGGAGAUCGUGUGCUACCGACCGCGUCGUCCACAUGUUAGGAGGCAGAGAAGCCAACACAAUACAUGAAUUCUCCAGGAUGCCACAACAAUACUAGAACUUGAUUUGUUUUGGUCUAAAGUAAGUGUAUAUUGCCUCUUUUCAAUGAUGUUUAUGACUGCAAAACAUGAACUGUUGUUUUGGGAAUAUUGUCCGAUAUGAAUGUUAAUUCAUAUCUUCUCAUUGAAAAUGUCCAGUGAGAUCCCUGUCAGCAUUCUUAUUUAACUACAAAAAUAGUGUGUGGUAUUUCGGAUUUAAGUUGGAAUCUAUUAACUUCUACCAGUCCAAUGAAAAUGCAAUAAGACCUAAAAUGCAUGCUACACUCUUAUAAAUAAAAGUUUUCGAGCGUCUGAAAAAUCAGUAAUGCCCAACACAAUGGGCCCCGUAGAGGUUUUUCUGCAAACCAUUUGUUUUUUUUUUAAUUACCACAAAACCUCUAUGAGGUGCCUAUUUGUGUUGGCCGAAAAAGCAUGAAAGCUUUCUGGGUCUCAAAAACCUUUAUUUUUUCUCAAGAGUGUAUAUUACAGGUGCACCUGCACAGCAGUGACAUACCAAGAACCCUGUAGAGGAUGUCAGUGUAUAGGAAACAUGAGUCCCCUUCUGCAAGUUCAUGAGUUAUUUGACGUUUAACAUUAUGAUACUGAUUUCGAAAACAAUGGUAUAUUUGACCAGAAUAUUAUAACAAAGCUCCUUUUUGAAUUAUUUAUUUGAUAUGCCCACACAAGGUAAUGAGGGAAAGUACAACUUAUGGUUGUGGUUUAGUAAGUUUUGUCCGUGUGGUGCGGAUGUUGUUAAAAGAUUGCAUCAUAGAUAUUUUUAAAUCAACGGAACACAAAUGUGCAAAUUGCAUGUACAUUGAUGUAUUUUCAUGUCCUCUUUGAAUAACUGUAUUGAUUUGGCUCUGCGCUAUGCUUUGUUUUUCCACAUGCAGUGUCAUCUGCUUGGGCGAUGUGUUUAUUCUGUGUUUUCCAGAAUGUCGAACUGUUCUUGUUUAAAGGCUACACUGUUUGGUUGAAAUCUUAAGUUGAAUUUAAACACUGCAAUAACGGCGGCUAGCCUUUGGCCUGCCUGAAAUGUGUGCAAGCCGAGUCCAAAACUGUCUCGCAACACUGGCGAAAAUUAUUAACAAAGAUCAGAAUCAGUGUGAUGCUACCAGUGGCGGUGCAUGGUGUCAAGCAGGGGCAUUAUCCUCCGGGCUAGAUAAAUCCCACGCCCAAGUUGUCCUUUUAGAGACAAAUACUAACAUGAUGAAAUGCAUACUUGAUACGGUUAAAAAUGCCAAACUUCAGUAGCAUUUAGGGACUCGGAAACACUUAACGUGUUUGAGGAUGAUGACGGCACCAUACGGAUAACUAUAGGCUAGCAGAAAAAUUGACGAGGUCUGUUGUUUUAGGGAUAACAGUACCUACCAAGAAUUCGAUGGUUAGGCUAUCUUAUUCCAUUUUGGCUAAUUAAAUUAGAUAAUUUUUUUAAAUGAAUACUUUCAACCAUGCCUGCAAAUAACUGUUUUUCAAUUAUACCCUUCACAAUGGGUGUGAAAAUAAAAAUAUGCUUUUGAUACAGUUGAAAUAGUUCACAAUGGGUGUGAAAAUAAAAAUAUGCUUUUGAUACAGUUGAAAUAGUUCAUGUUCAGUUGUUUCAAAAUGUUUCUUUUUCAAAUGGAGUUAAAAUUAAUGAAGUUACUAUAAAAACGUUGACAAUUUUUCUCCAGAAUUUUAAGAUGCAUUGAAGAUUUUAGUUCUGAGUUUCCCUUCAGGCCGGUGAGAAUACUAAGGAUAUUGUUGUGUUUUUGUUAAUUAUGUGCCUGGACAUUAGAGGACGACUGUCCAUGGGGAGUAAAAAAGUAGAAAAUGAAUACAGCAUCGAAGGUUUUAAGGUUCCCUCUUUAAAUCGUUAAGCCAGUGAGGAAACCAAGAAUUUUUUGAGUCAUCGUGAAUUAUGUUGCCUGGACAUUAGGAUGACUUUUAUGGACAGUAUGAAAGUGGAAAGUGGAUGUAUAUGUUGCAUAUUUUUGAUGAGGUUUUGUUUCAAGUUCAUUCUACACAAUGAGGAAGUGAUAUUUUAAAAUCCCGGUAGAUGGCGCAAAAAGCGAGUCACAUACCUUCUCGGGGUUUGUGUGAUUUUUGUACGGUAGCACUUUGUUAUGACAACGACAACAGCUGAUAAUGUAAAUGACGGCACAUGGGGUGAGCUAACACCUGGAAAAUGCCACUUUAAAUGCAAGCAGAACAAUGGAAUGGAUUUUGCUAUGAAGUAUGAUUGCUUUCACUGUAAUGUCGUUGUUGCAUCUGAAUUUGUUGUUUUUCUCGUGUACAAACCUACUUCGGUAUGAGCCCGAAAAGAAUUACGAAUAACGAAUUACGAAUUACGAAUAUUUUAUUACAUUUGUUUCUUACUACUGCUUGCAGAGGAUACAAGAAGUUAUGAAAAUAACGGAUUCAUCAAACAAAACAACACUGUCAUGCAUGAUAUGACAGAAUAUUGGCUGCUAGAAGUAGAAAAGGGAUGUGACUAACUGCGCCUUCUAGCGUAUUCGGGUUGGUGUCUUUUGAACAAGAAUGUAAGCUAAUAUAUUGAUAUUCAUUUAUAAAGUUUUUCAAAUCCGUUCACUUUUAUUUGAAGUAUUUUCAUACACCUCUUAUAAAAUGAUGUUUAGUCUGUGAUUCAUGUUCUGUAGUUUUGAAAACAUUGUAAAAUAAAGUCAGUCAUUUCAAUUCU